Messenger RNA from Pelmatolapia mariae (spotted tilapia), 1903 nucleotides. Its product is annotated as glycerol-3-phosphate dehydrogenase 1-like protein. The coding region runs from base 378 to 1427 and encodes 349 amino acids. The transcript is spliced from 8 exons. Gene Ontology annotation, biological process: glycerol-3-phosphate catabolic process; carbohydrate metabolic process. The record is from RefSeq and is a predicted model, not a curated record. Gene Ontology annotation, cellular component: glycerol-3-phosphate dehydrogenase (FAD) complex; cytosol. Lineage: Eukaryota; Metazoa; Chordata; Actinopteri; Cichliformes; Cichlidae. Gene Ontology annotation, molecular function: NAD binding; protein homodimerization activity; glycerol-3-phosphate dehydrogenase [NAD(P)+] activity.
UCAUGGGGUAGUAAUGUGACUGGCGGUAUCCCAUAUUUCCCGAUAAUAGUAAAUAAUAACUGGCCUUUAAAACGUUCGCUUUAAUUGGCUUUAAAAUAGCGGACUUGUUGCUGUUGCAUGCAGUCACCUUUAAACUCGAACCUGAAUAUGGGCUAUGAAGCUUUCAAAAACAGCGGAGAUGUCUAAACGGUGGAGAUGCGUGGAGAAGGCUUUGCUGCUUAUGAACUGCACAUAAUAAGAGGUGUAGCCGUGGCAGUAAGGGCGGGGUAAGAGAGUAGCAGCGUUUUCAGGGCGUAUAAGGAAGUUAUAGACUGGGGAGUAAAGGACAACAGGCUGUAUUUGCAAAGCGCUGACUGUCGGAGUUUCUACUUUUAAAAAUGCCCGGAAAGAAAGUUUGCAUCGUUGGAUCUGGAAACUGGGGUUCUGCCAUUGCCAAAAUUAUCGGGCACAAUGUCAAAGCUUCCAACCGCUUUGACCCAAUGGUGAACAUGUGGGUCUAUGAAGAAAUGAUUGAUGGGAAGAAACUGACAGAGAUCAUCAACACCGAGCAUGAAAAUGUCAAGUAUCUACCAGGCCACAAGCUGCCCAAGAAUGUGGUGGCUGUUCCAGACAUCACAGAAGCUGUUAAAGGAGCAAAGAUCCUCGUCUUUGUAAUCCCGCACCAGUUCAUCGGGAAACUCUGUGAUCAGAUGAAACCUCACAUCGCAGAGGGAGCUAUCGGGAUAUCACUCAUCAAAGGCAUUGAUGAGGGACCGGAAGGACUGACGCUAAUCUCAGACAUCAUCCGAGAGAAACUACAGAUUGACGUCAGCGUCCUGAUGGGAGCCAACAUCGCCAGCGAGGUGGCGGAUGAGAAGUUCUGUGAAACCACCAUCGGAGCAAGAAAUGAGGCAAACGGCCACAUCUUCAAAGAACUGAUGCAGACUCCCAACUUUCGCAUCGCUGUCGUGCGGGAGAGUGACACAGUGGAGCUCUGUGGAGCCUUAAAGAAUAUUGUGGCGGUCGGCGCUGGAUUCUGUGAUGGCCUCGACUGUGGCGACAACACCAAAGCGGCGGUAAUCAGGCUGGGCCUGAUGGAAAUGGUUGCCUUUGCCAAAAUUUUCUGCAAAGGCUCAGUGAGCUCUACAACCUUCCUGGAAAGCUGCGGCGUGGCCGACCUUAUCACCACUUGCUACGGAGGACGAAACCGGAAGGUCGCAGAGGCCUUCGUCAGAACGUCCAAGUCUAUCGCUGAGCUGGAGGCGGAAAUGCUCAACGGCCAGAAGCUCCAGGGUCCGCAGACCUCCGCGGAGGUCUACAAGAUCUUAAAAAAGAGGGACAUGGUCAACAAGUUUCCUUUGUUCACAGCCGUCUACCAGAUCUGCUUUGAGGGCAGACAGGUGAAAGAGUUCAUCACCUGUCUGCAGAACCACCCCGAGCACUUGUAAAGUAAACGGGGUCUGCAGACAUGCUCACUGCUGCUCCUUCAGUAGAGAUUUACUACCACUAGAGGGCGGAAGAGAAUCAUCAGAGAAACGCACAAUUUAACAAAACGAUGACAACCCAGGGCACUUCAGAUUAUCUCCGUCAGUGUCAUUUAAUCAUGGCUCUUGCACAAUAUUUUCGCAGCAUUUUAUUAUAAGUUUUGGGGUUGUUUUUUUUGUUUGUUUGUUUUUUACCAAUUUUGCUUUUUUUUUCUUUUCUUUUUUUUUUAAACGUUGUGUGGUGUUAAUUUCAUUUGAAACUGUGGCAGGGAUAAACUAUCAUCAAAGGCAGACCACUCCAUUUGUACUACUACCAGAAUCUGUCAGUAACUAUUGUCGUAUGUCACUACAGGAUGUCUGUUUGUAACCUGAUAAUCCAGCAUAUUCUUUUUUAACUCUGUAUGUGGAGGUGGGGUUUUUUUGUUUUGUUUUUUUCAAUA